Chanos chanos (milkfish) is the source of this 2026-nucleotide messenger RNA. RefSeq lists its product as uncharacterized. The coding region runs from base 250 to 927 and encodes 225 amino acids. Lineage: Eukaryota; Metazoa; Chordata; Actinopteri; Gonorynchiformes; Chanidae. The transcript is spliced from 3 exons. Gene Ontology annotation, cellular component: early endosome. The record is from RefSeq and is a predicted model, not a curated record.
UCUGUUUUUUUCCUGUUUCUUAUGACACUUUUCUGUUGUAUUUUUUUAACAGAUAAUCUGUGCAUUUUUAAAUCAUUUACACGUAACCCAGAUCAGUCUGUUGGACUGGUUGUUUUUUUUGUUUUUGUUUUUCUUUUGUUUUUUUUUCAUAUCAUUUUCUAACCGCAAGCUUCAAAGUACUAAACGCGUGAGAAAAAAGAGAUUGACGCUUAACCUGCGACUGGGUCGGCGAUCAUUCAUUGUUUCGGCAUGGCUCAGGAAGGCCGCAGCUCGUUCCAGCUCAUGCAGACACUGAGGAAAUCUCCCGCCGUGUUUCGUCGGCGUUUUCGCCGUGACCACAUCCAGAUGCUCUCUCACGGCGAUCCGCUCUUUAAGGUCCAUUACCUGGGCACAGAGAAAAUCUUCUCCCUGGACGUGGAGCAGGCGGAGGCCGCUAUCGCCCAGCUGUUGGAGAGAACUCCGUCUGUGGGAAAACUGGGAAAGGAACACGCUCUGGUUGUGCGGCCGCGUUACGUGGAGGUGAAAGAGCUGAGCACAGGACGACAGCUCACCAAAACCUACCUGAGAGACAUCGCCUACUGCGCAGCCGACGCAGCCAGGCCGAACGUCUUCCUCUACAUCUGCAAACAGCAGGCCCAGCAGCUGCACUGCAGGGUGUUCUGGUGUAGCAGCCCAGACCGGGCCAAAGACAUGACCGCCUGCCUGGCCCGGUCCUUUCAGAGGGCCUUGAGUGACCUGCAGGGGGGAGAACCCAAUCACACGCAGGGGGAGGGACAAAAGAAAGACGGGCGGCCAGUGGUGAUGAAAGGGCAGUCCAAAAGCUCCACUUUGCCCUCAGACUUGGGGAAAGGUGGUUGGCGGAGACGCAGUCUGACCACACGCAGUCCUCUGAGAGAGAUGAUGAGACGAACAAGCAUCAGCGACUGAGAUCUGAUUGGCCAACGCUGACUGAAAUGAAUCAGACCGAGCCCACAGCUGACUCUUAAAAAGCAUAAAUAAUCUCAAACCAGAGGAAACAGACUGAGAACUGACCAAUCAAAAGCAGUCCUAUGGAACCAAGACCCACCACAAUCAAAUCUGACCACAGGACAGGACAGGGGUCAGAGACUUUAAUGUUGGCAGGUCAGAUCCCCUGACCUCCACAGGGACAGAACACCCCCACCGGAACACCCCCACACAGUCUCUGCUCUUCACCCACAGCGAGAGGAGGGCGAAGGGGGCGGGGCGAUAAAAGCCGUCGGUCGUCGUCUGUUUGAGUGACAGGCCAGUGAGUGUGAGCUGUAAAUCAGGGCGACUUUUCUCUGCUUUGAAGGAUCUUCAGGAUGAGGAUCUCGCUGAGCUGUGUUGUAAGAUGGGGAAGUGUUGUCGGUGUGGAUGUUGUAAGCUGUGAGUGUGUAGCAAUGGGACAGAGGAGGUAUCUGUGGUCUUCACCACUUUGUGUUUUGUCCAGAGUUUGAGCAGCUCUUUGUAUUGUAACAUAGCACUUCACUUUUUUAUAUAUAUAUAUAUAUAAAUCAAUGUUACAGUUUACUAUGUUGUUUUAUUCAUCAGUUUUGUCUGUGUUUGCCAGUGCUGUUACUGGAGGCGACAUGUAAAAUGGAUUGAAAUCAGUUUAAACAGAAGCAGAACAAAUCGUAAUCAGUCACAGUUUGCCGUUUUCUCUCUGAAACAUUCCUCUCUUUUCCCGUGAGACAGUUUGGCAUUUCCAGGCUUACAGUAAAGUGUUGCAUGAGUAAUCAAAGCUUUGCAUGGUCGUUUUGGGAAUUUGGGAAUAGUUCCUGUCGGCUCCUCACUGAUUCUCAGAUCAUCGGGAGGUUUUUGUUCUCCCUCACUCCCCCUCCUCUGUCUGGAGAGGACAAACAGAUGGAGAGAUAUGUGUGUGUAUCACGCCUGAGUAGACGUGUGCACUGUUCAUCUGCUCCGUCUGUUUGUGCUGUUGCAUAGACUAUUGAGAAAUACUUACCAGAUUUACCAGAAUGAGUCUGUGUCAAGCCAUCUCUGUCCUUAUUCAGAAUAGCAGGUCAAA